Molecule: messenger RNA, 4109 nt
Organism: Mercenaria mercenaria
Lineage: Eukaryota; Metazoa; Mollusca; Bivalvia; Venerida; Veneridae
Exons: 2
Coding region: 159-2768 (869 amino acids)
Source: RefSeq, a predicted model, not a curated record
GAAGUUUCAACCGAACACUUCAUUGUUAAAUAUGGGCUGAUACAGAAAAAGUAUUGUCAAAUUAGAUAAAGCGCUUUAGAUCUUAUUUAAAAUAAAAUAACGAUCUAAUCUACGGAUUCAAAUGAGGCAUUGCGAGUUGUGUGCUAACCAAUUCUAAAAUGAGGAGUUCGACAAGGAUUAGUGUUCUUUCCUUCACAAUAAUAGUAUCAUCUUCAAUUUUUGUAAAUGUCCAAGGAAUGAAAUCUUCAAGUUACGAAAAGUCAUUAAAGAAAGACAUCAUUAGAUCAGAUACUUACCACGUUAGUCGAUCCAUAAGAUAUGAAACCCAAAUAAAGAGUGAUGACAAGCAGAAACUGGAUUUUCAUAACACUAAUGCAGUCGUAGCAUCAUCUCCUAAUGUUAAAGAUGAAUGUGAAAUAAUAAUCGAUAACAAAAGUAAAGCAGUGUUUCAAAAGAUAUUGAAACAUCACGACCCCCGCUUUGUUCAGUUUCAUAUUAAACUUUCGAAACCUAUUGGUAGUAAGAAGGACGUGUUCCAGCCUGGAAGAUGGUACUGGACGUAUGGGACCGUUUCGAGGCCAUACCAAUUUCUGUCCUGGCAUCUCCACUAUGGUAUAUAUACAUUUGGGCUUUUAGAUCAUAAAACUUCUCUCGUUCCAUUUGUCAAGUUAAAACUACACGGGUACUGUAAUUUAACAUUGGGAACGGAGGACACAUCAGAGCUCAUUACAGAUGCAUUAGUUCCAGUUGUCAACUUUACAAGCGCUGUAUAUAUGCCACACAAAUACACAGAGAACUAUUUCUGUUACCUUGCAGUAAGGGAUGAUGUGCGAAGCUCCCUAAGUUACUACGUAUCUAUUUACUUGUUAUAUCCUAUAAUAUUCAUUAACUACAAGUGUUGCCUUUUAAAGUAUAAUUUCACGGACCAAACAUUUAGAAACAACUGCUCACAAAAUGUUCUUCAAACGAGGAAAUGGACUAAUGUUAUCAAUUUCAACAUCAUUCUUGGAGUUGUAAUAAUAGCAUAUUGCCCGGUAUUACUUUUUCGAAUAUUCGCAUGGCUUGGAGAAAGCGACGAAACUGACAAUGAUGAACAUGGUAUAGAAUUAAUACAGGACAUAUCUGGACCCGAUGAAGAUAAUGAUAAUGAAGACUGGAUCUUUGCUAAUGGACAGUCACCACUAACAUUCUCCGAUGUUUUAAGUUUUAAGGGAAUAGGCAUUGAUAAAAGAUGGCCUGUAUUAGUGUCAAGAUUGCGUAGGUUCAUAUGUCUUCUCUUGGCACCUUCUGUAAUAUACAUAGAAAUGUUGAUGUCUAGUCGCGGAAUUGGUGUAUGGAAACAAGGGGAUAAGAUAGCUAUCAAAGAUUUUGUGGAAGUUGGUACACCUGUUGGUUUUCUUUCAUUUUUUGGUGACUCGAGCAACAGGAAUAAAGUAUUCGCUCCUGCUUUUGGCGGGCCCAUUGGAAUUUCAGUCCUGUAUUUUAUCCUGGGUUUCACUUACCUUGUUCUUCCCAAAUGUCUUAAGAAAAUUGUAGAGAAUGGUUUGCCUUAUUCUGAUUUACUGAAUAGCGGGGGAAUAUUGUCUAACCUCACUGUCAUAAAGUCUCCCCUCUUUUUCGGAACAAAAGAUGUUAUCAAAUUAUCGCAGAUUAAUGUAAAUCACGCUGACUUGGAACCUGGUUAUUCAAAAGGUGUAACGUUAAUGAAAUGUAAUUUCUACAUGCUAUUUACCAUGCAGUUCUGGCGUCAGGUCUGUCAUAUUCAAACUGGCAGAGUUAGUUGUUUCACAGAGAACAUGUCUCUUUUAAAGUAUUUACUGAGCGUGUUUUAUUUACCAGUAUAUGUCGUGUUUUGUUCUUUUGAAGUUUUGCUUUGCAUCCUUUAUUUUGGAAUUCCUUUAAUCUUUUUCAUGGCUGUAAUGGUCAGAGGAGCCAUGAAAAUGAUACCCUAUCUGAAAGAAACAAAUGCCUUAUUUUCCUACUUAUUCAGUGUUCGUUUCACAAGGGGACUUGGAGCUGCAGCUAUAUUUGCAACUAUUGUAUUAUUUACAUACUGUGUUUUCUUGAUAGUUGUUAGCAGUUUAAAGUUCAUCAGUCAUGUCAUAACAUAUUGUUUUGUUGCUGUGAUAAUCUAUCCUUCAGUUUCGUUUGGGAGUCUUUUCCUUGUUCUCGUUAUCGCGUAUUACAUCAUACGCCAACUCAAAUUCUUCAGUUACAAAUACACAAUGCUACUUAACACAGCCGUGGAAAUAACUAAGCAUAUCAAUAAAACACCAAACCACGUGACAUGUUACGAAGGUCAUUUUCUUUUAUCAAAUGUGGGGUUUCACAGUCUAAGAGAAAUUGAAAUCAAUGGUCGGCUGUUGGAUUCUUCUCAAAUUAUUGUCAUGAGUAGAACUAAUGAUACUGUAAAGACGAAAAUGAAAGACAAUUGCUAUGGUAUACCAAAAGAUCUAUUUGACUCGCUCAUUCAGAAAUACCGACCUGUUCACAUCCAUGUUCUUUCGCUGCUUUUUCGAGUAUUCAUUUUGAUAGGUUGUGUUCUCUUCUUUCUAAGUAUAACGCACUCUUGUAUAAUAGUUCCUGAAGGCCAGAUUUCGGAAGUAAUGCAUGUCGUCUUUAUAAUUGUUGUUGGUGCUCUUCCAAAGCUUAUAGAGACUAACUUUAUAGGUCAUAAUAAUGCCCCGAUAGAAAAGAUAGAGAAACGGUAUUUAGAGCAGUCCAUCGUUGAGUACUGGACUCAAAGAGACAGAUCGAUAAUAAACUGACCUUAAAAAUUGAAGAAAGUAGUGGAAAGAACAUAGACUUUGACGUGUUGUUUUCCAUAUGAUAAAUAAGCUGUACGUUUGAUCUAGUUAAUGUACUCGAAUCAAAGUCUCCCCGUACUUGGAUUCAGUGUUGUUAUAUUUUGUGUUCCGUUGGGAUCAUAGAGUCCAUUCAAUAUCUAUUUAAUAGAAUUUCGCUUAAAGCCGGUGCUAGGGGGCGUGAGAGGUGUUGCGCAUUUCAUUACAUCCCAUGAACAGACUCAUUCAAACUGAGUCUACUAUAAUUUUGCUUGGCUGCAUUCUAUGCUUCCAAAGGAUCUUUUAUAGAUUUAUUAUAGAUAUUUUGAAGCAUAAAGGUGGUCAUAAUUCAUGGUUUUGCACAAUUUGAUAAUUCGUGUUUGUGACUUAUGCAUUAUUUGUUGUAUAAGAGAAUAUGUUUCCAAGACGAAGGACGAAAUGAAUUCAAACUCAUUCUCACGGAAAAAAUACGUCUCGCCCGAGGACCGAACUCACGACCCCAUGAUCCGUAGAUCUGCGCUGUACCAUAUUUAGCUGAUGGGCAGUCUCGUAACUUGAAUUUAUAUGUUGAAUUGAUAUGUUGUAAUGAGAAAGGUUUGCUCUACAUUCAUUAUAAUCUAAUUACGUAGAAAAACGUUGUUAAAUCAGGUGAAGUACUUUAGAUCCGACUAAUCUCUUUUUAUUUCAAGAGCAUUCUAACGUACGUGAGGUAUUUACACGUAUCUUUUUUUAUUUGCAAAUUAACUAAAAUAGUUAAAAAUUGUGAAACGAAAUUUUAUAUAAAACGUUUCUUUGACAUGUACGGUAAAACCAUUUCGAUUAUAGACUCUCGAUUGCGUUUAUUCUAUAGAACGCGUUUUGGAUGUUUUAUUCAGAUCACUGCUUUUGUGUUUUGUUGUGUGUGUGUGUGUUUUUUUUUUUUGUUGUUGUUGUUGUUGUUGUUUUCGUAGAAAAAAACAACGAAAAAAAAACAACAUCUGGGAAGCAUGUUUAUUAUUUCAAAAGCGUCUUAAUUGUUUGACUCAGUUCUAAACACUGGCUUUUUAUUUAACUGGUAUAUUUAGCAAAAUCUAAUACAUGUAUAUAACGUUCAAAUACUUGUAUGGAACUUCAAACAACAACGUUGAUACCUACAGUUUCCAUCCAAUUGAAUGAAACUUGGUAUACAUUAUCAGCAUUAAAUUGGCAUACACAUAAUUUUGGGAUUUUCCGAUUUUCAUUUCUUUUUUUUUCUAGUUUGAAAUAUCACAACUAUAUCAGCACAUUGUAUAAUCAACUUCUCCUAAAGUUUCUUUCCAGCUGAAAUGAAAUGAGCCGCACCAUGAG